Molecule: messenger RNA, 654 nt
Organism: Dermacentor albipictus
Lineage: Eukaryota; Metazoa; Arthropoda; Arachnida; Ixodida; Ixodidae
Source: RefSeq, a predicted model, not a curated record
AUGCCCAACACCCGCAGAGACCACAAGGUCUCGCCGUCCCCAACUAAGACUGCCAGCGCAGGAGGAGGCCACGUACAGACCGAACUGGCAGCGGCGGGCGACGACGAAGACGUGAUGUCCUCGGUCUCCCAGGCGACCGCGGUGGCGUCUCCUGCGCUCGCCGGGGACCUCGGCGGGCGGGCGCUGGCUCGCCUGUGUGAGAUCGAGAAAGAGAUUUAUCUGUUCUGUUCGAACGCGGCGAACAAGGUGCCCGUCGCCGCGUGCCCGCCGAAAAGGAUAUACGAAAUCGUCGCCCUGUGCUCGGACCUGCGGGCGGACGCGGCGACGGAGCGGGGCGCGGCCAUCGCCCUGCGAGGCGAGCUGGCCGAGGUGCGCCGGGAGGCCGCGGCGUUGCAGAGGCGGGCCAUAGUCGCGGAGGGACGCCUUGAAAGUUCCAUCGUCCUGGCACCCGGUCCCGGGAGUGCGGGACGCGAUCCCUGCGCGACCGCAGCGGCUACCGGCUCGGGCCCCGGUGUUCCGGCCGCGGCGGCGGGCGCCGUGAGCUACGCCGUGGCACUGAGGGCGUCGCCAGCGGCGGAGGCGAGCGGUGUCGCACCGGCCAUGGCGGCGGGAGCGCGCGGACGGCGCCCAUGUUCGAACACGUGGCCUUCUUGA